Molecule: messenger RNA, 3078 nt
Organism: Ceraceosorus guamensis
Lineage: Eukaryota; Fungi; Basidiomycota; Exobasidiomycetes; Ceraceosorales; Ceraceosoraceae
Product: Pkinase-domain-containing protein
Exons: 2
Coding region: 307-2772 (821 amino acids)
Biological process (GO): protein phosphorylation; intracellular signal transduction
Molecular function (GO): ATP binding; protein serine/threonine kinase activity
Source: RefSeq, a predicted model, not a curated record
CCGAAUGUGAAUGGAGGGGUCGGAUGUUUCAUGCAGCAGUUUGGGUGAUCCACACCAUCAUCGCAGACACACUCACAACGCACGCUCGAUUGCAUCGGAUGACAUUCUGAGUUGUCAUUCAUUCAUCCCACGUAUCAUGUGGACGUAGAACGCAGCUUACCCGUCGUAUUUCCACCAAGCGCCUUCACACCAUCUCACCUCUCAGGACUACUCUGGCCGUCUAUACAUACUAGGGUUCCCGCCUUUGUGUGGAUCUAGACUACAUUCAUUGUGCGCCAUACGCAGCAAGCCUGCUCGCACGACAUUAUGCUCUCCGCUCGACCCAUGGAGGCCAUCGUAGGCCACGAAGCAGGCAGCAACGGCGACGGCGACGAUGAUGGUGCAGUCCAGCUGGCUACGGAUGCCGGCAGAUUGCACUUGAAAGAAAAGACGGAUGGUCCCGGUUACGAAGUGACUGGUAAAUCGCCCAUCCCACAAGGAGCUGGUACACCGGCGGAUGGAUCUCCAGCAGGUACCAAUGCCGUCGUCUCUCCCGCUCUCAAAUCGGUUCAGGUUCCCAAUCUUCCAGGAGGAGGAGCGGAGUUGGCGAAUGCUGUCAGUCUAGGAGGACCAAGCAACUUUGCGCACGAAACUCGUCUCAACAAUGUUGGAGUUCUAAAGCAGAUGAACGUCUCUGGUCCCGCUGCUGGUACAGAAAUCGCUGCACCUGCAGGCACAGGAGGACCUAUCCACACUUCGCCUCUGACCGAGACCUUUUCAGGCGGCGCUUCCGGGCCUAGAUCUAACAGUCUGUCGCCCGUGAUCAGUAGUGCGAGGCAUGCUUCGGCAGGGAUAGGGCCUGGCGCGGCAGGCCUGGCAGGUGCGCGAGGAGUGGACGCUGCAACCGGAACAGCUACGCCUUCUCAGUUCAUCUUUCCCAAGCUGGGAGCAAGGAAACACUCUGAUGUGCCUGGUGCAGCAACUAGCGGCACCAAUACGCCUGGUGAUGCGCAGGGAAGCGGUACGGAUGAUCAUGGGCAUGGCAAAGGUUCGGGCUCGCUCAAAGGUCCCAAGCGGAAAGAUACGCACAAUCCCCUCGUCGACCUGCGCCGCUUCUUGCAAAACCACAUUGGACACCACAGCGAUACCCACACCCGCUCCAGCUCUGGCUCCUUGACGCCGAGCGGAGGAAGGAGAAAGGGCCACGACUCGCCUCCGCUCGGCGACGAUCAUGCGCAUCUGGCGAAGAAGUACGGCAAGUGGGGCAAAGUGCUAGGCUCGGGAGCAGGAGGUACAGUGCGUCUCAUCAAGCGCAGCAAAGACCACACUACGUUUGCCGUAAAGGAGUUUAGACAAAGAAGACCGGGCGAGAAUGAGAAGGAGUACAUCAAAAAGGUCACUGCGGAAUUCUGCAUCGGAUCGACGCUGCAUCACGUCAACAUCAUCGAGACGCUGGACAUCAUCUCCGACCACGGACACUACUACGAGGUCAUGGAGUAUGCACCGUAUGAUCUCUUUAGCGUCGUCAUGAGCGGCAAGAUGUGCAGACAAGAGAUCUACUGCGUUUUCAGGCAGAUCGUGGACGGAGUGGAUUAUCUGCACAGCAUGGGUCUAGCACAUCGAGAUCUAAAGCUGGACAAUUGCGUCAUGAACACUUCGAACAUUGUCAAGCUGAUCGAUUUCGGCACCGCGACGGUGUUUCAUUCCCCCGGAAAGUCCAAAGUGGUGGCUACCGGCGUGGUUGGAUCGGAUCCUUACUUGGCACCUGAGGUGCUGUCUCAGCAAACUUACGACCCUCGCUUGACGGACGUGUGGUCUUGCGCGAUCAUCUUCCUUUGUAUGGUGCUCCGGAGGUUCCCUUGGAAGCUGCCCGACCCCAAGACGGACCCAAGCUUCCGCCUGUAUGUCGCUUCGCAUCCAGAGCUUUGUCAGGCACCUGAGCAUCCUGAUCUUGCGAUUGUUGGAAGCGACCCGAGCAGCAGACGGGGCAGCACAGCGGUCAACUCCUCUGGAACACCUACGCCUGCUGGAGACAAUGUUCUUGGGUCGAUUGCAAGCCCAGAUGAUGCGCCCGUGAUUCGCACAGCUGAGGAGGCAGGCUACACUUCUGUGCACGGAGGUAGCCACGAAAGCUCCUUUGACAAUCUGGAUGGAAACGCUACGAGCGGACAAGACCCUGCGCGCGCCACUUCAACUGGGCUCGUCACGACCGCUUCGCCGAUCGAUGGGGCGUCGCCUUCCGUCUCUGCGCAAAGCAGAGGUGCAGAUCCCACCUCCAGACCUCUAUCGCCCGAUCUGAGGCACCGCAAGCCUACUCGGCAAGAUAGCGUUUCCUCCGUAGCUACCUUCACAUCCGGCGCAGCGGACUCCAUCUUUCGUCUCUUGCCUCGAGAAACGAGAUCAGCUUUGAGUCGCAUGAUGGCAGUGGAGCCUAGCUUGCGCUGCACGCUUGGGGAUCUGCUAAGAGGACGAAGAUUCUCCGAUGGGGAUUCGCCCUUGACUAGGACGCCGGUCAUGUCGCGCACGCCUAGCACGGACAAGCUGAACGGGCUUGGCGACCACCAUCAACCUAGCCACGCUUCGACGGGCAUCACGAGUCCAGGUGGUUUGCAGAGGUUGCAAGACGAAUUUGAAGAUGACGAUGAUACGGGAGACGAAUGGUUGAAGGGAAUCAGAACUUGCGCGCAUGUGCUUGUGGAUGCUAGACCUGGAGAUCAGGCUGAUCAUCCACACGUCAAGGUGGUUCCUGAAGAACAAAAACGCAAACAUAGCCUCUUCCACCGCAAGGACUGAUCGGAAUACAAAGACGAGUCACAGGCAGGCACUCGCAUUUUCCGAAGUCCGACCCUCGGAACGUCGUUUGUGGGACCGAACUUUUCCUCUUGUGACUCUGCAACCCUAUUCUCGCCCAAGACGUUGUCCCCCCUUUCUCCCUCCUUCCUUCGUUUCGCAACCGUGGACCUCCUUUUCCACCCUCAUGUCUGUCUGUUUGUUCGGCCUUCCGCACAUGUAUGCCUCACUUGACGUUCUUCUCCUUCUUGAACCACCGAAUUUCUUUCCCAAUACUAUGCGCGUCCGCAACCCAAACUAGCAGCGCCG